AUGGUGGCCAGGCAGGGUGGGUGGCUGCGGCCCGCUCUCGGGCUGCUCUUGCUGCUGACGACUGUGUUUCAAGGGGUGUCUGCUCUUGGGGCUGAGUUGUCAUCAGAGGCAUGCAGAGAGUUGGGUUUCUCCAGCAACUUGCUCUGUAGCUCUUGUGAUCUUCUCGGACAGUUUAACCUGCUUCAGCUGGACCCUGUUUGCAGAGGGUGCUGUCAGGAAGAAGCACAAUUUGAAACCAAAAAGCUGUAUGCUGGAGCUAUCCUUGAAGUCUGUGGAUGAAAAUUGGGGAGGUUCCCUCAAGUCCAAGCUUUUGUCAGAAGUGAUAAGCCCAAACUGUUCAGAGGUCUACAGAUCAAGUACGUUCGCGGUUCAGACCCUGUCCUAAAGCUUUUGGACGACAACGGGAACAUUGCUGAAGAACUGAGCAUCCUCAAGUGGAACACGGACAGUGUGGAAGAGUUUCUCAGCGAGAAGUUGGAACGCAUAUAAACCUUGCUUGCUCGUUCUUUUCUUACUCAUCAGAUCAACUAUCACAGCACCUAGAGAAUAAUUUAGUUUUGCAUGCUUACAUUGAUCAGUCUUUUUAUGUACGCCAUUAAUCUUCUAAUUAGAAGUUGAAGUAACAACACAGCCCAUGAUAUGUAAGGAGCUGGCAAGUUUAACAAAAU
Molecule: messenger RNA, 668 nt
Organism: Arvicola amphibius (Eurasian water vole)
Lineage: Eukaryota; Metazoa; Chordata; Mammalia; Rodentia; Cricetidae
Product: selenoprotein F-like
Exons: 1
Cellular component (GO): endoplasmic reticulum lumen
Molecular function (GO): oxidoreductase activity
Source: RefSeq, a predicted model, not a curated record